UCAGUCCAAUGUUUUGAAUGCAUAUGCUUAACAGCUUUCAGACAAGCGCGUGUAAGAGAAAUGUUUGUGUGAACUGUCAUUUUCAGUGUGUCUAAGGAAAAUAUAUCUGAAAUUAUUAGAGCCUAGAAAACAUAGGAACUAUUGCUGUCAUGACGUAUCAGCUGUAUCAUGUCCUGGUCUAGCCGUCCCUAAUUCAGGCUUGGUGUUAGAGAUCAAGGUUGUAAUCCUGUGGAGUUAUUUAAAGGUUGUGUAAUAUUGGGCAUGGCGGAAAAUCAACAUUAUAGCAGAGAUGUGUACUCUCGGAAUGGUUUAUCAGAGGAGAGACUUUCUGAAACACGUUUUGUAAUCUAGCAGUAGCAACAGGAUUAUUGCGGAGUAUACGCGUUUAAAAAAGAUAAAGGAGGGUUUACCAAUAACAAAUUAGUGACUUUGUUUAAGAAUUUGCUAUUUGGAUUCAUAUAAUUAUUUGAAAGUGUUGCUUCUAAAAUGUAAAAACUAAUACUGGAUUUUAAAUGGAAAUAUUUAAAGACUUUCUGGAAUAAAACAUUUUCUAUAUAGUAAGUAAGCAACGUGAUUUAUUAUUACUCUGGCUACUUAAUUCGUAAAUAAAAAUAUUUCAGUCGCAAACCGUUCAUAGUCGUCAAUGUUUUUUGUUGCGACUAAACGUUUUUGAAUAUGAAUUGUUUAUAUUGAAAUAGUUUUUAAAAAAAAAUGAAUACAACAAGAUCAGACAACUUUGGAGGGGCAAACAAUUCUGAUCUUCAUUCAGGACUGUGUAGUGACUGGCUCGAUGCACAGCACGCCGUUUUUCAGCUAGCGCAACUGUGUAUAUUAAUAUCAUUCCUGACACCAACAAACUUUAAAUACCAUUGUUUCUUUCUACGCAUUAUGCUCAAUUUAGGAUUCUUACUCGGUCUCAUAUGGGGAGCUGUUUUUGUCUGCAUGUCGGAUAUUGUCAUAUGGAAUGCAAUUUUUCUUUGCGUUAAUUCAGUCCACGUCGUAUAUCUCGGAUAUAAGGUUGUGCCAGAAAGAUUUCCUAAGGCUUUAGAAGAUGUAUAUUCCCACACUUUUAAACCACUAAAAGUGACAAGAAAACAGUUUAAAGAAAUGACAGAUUUUGGAAGUUUACAAUUAUUGGGAAAAGGUGCUUUAUACGCUAAUCAAGAUCAAACAAAGACGGGCCAAAAACUUUCUAUAUUAUUAAAAGGCAGGUUAAAAGUAACUUACGACGAUUGUUUUCUACAUUCCAUCGAGUUAAACUAUUUUGUGGAUUCUCCCGAGUUUGACAAUUCCAGUGUCUCUUGUCUAGAAGAUACAUUCAAGGUUUCAGUAAGUGCAUGCGAGGACAGUUUGAUUUUCACAUGGCCACAAGAUCAGCUUCUAAACUACCUGUCACAUGAUCCUCAUUUAAGACACAUAUUCAGACAACUGAUUGGAAAGGAUAUAAGUCAUAAACUGUAUGAGAUACAAGAACGUUUGAUGGCCAACCCCAGUUACAUGGAUGGAAUAAAUACACGACGAUCUUCUAUGGUAAAUGUUCGCCACGGAAUUGUAUCGAAUUCAACGUCGAAUCUUGCCAAAUUAAAUUGCUUACAAGGUCAGUGAGCAAGUGUUAAGCACAACGGGUUGUAUAGUAAGCAACGAACAUCCGAGUAAUCUGUCAUCGAAUGAAACUUAUGAGACCAGCGUUUAACAAACAGUAACAAAAAAACCCUUUCUCAGUUUUAAUAUUAUUACAUGUAUUAUGCGGUUAUACAUUCAGCAUUAAUCUCUUUGUCAGUUUCCUUGUCUAUAAAGAAUUGUUAUAACUGUUUAUUAUUAAACAUUUAAAUAUGUCAACAUUGUAAAUAUAUUCAAAGAAAUAUCGGAAUUGUGAAACAUCGAAGUUGGUUGGUAUAUUUCAUGAAUGGCGUACGUUCACACAUAGUUUACAUGAUACGUUGACAGUAGCAUUUCAAACAUUAUUGUAAUUUAUCCUUUCGACAUGGUUGUUUGUUUCUUUCAAUACAACUUGGUAUUUCAUUUACUGUAUCAGUUAUAUAAUAUUUGUAACUGACAAUUUUGCUUUUUCGUAACUUCAUAUAACCUGUCUUAACAAUCUGUCAUAUCAUGUGUCAUGAAUCUGAAAAUAUUGACAAAGGUCACUUUAACAAUCAUUUGUUAAGCAUCAUGGUUUAUAUACCGGAUCAAUUAAGCCUGAAUAGAUAUCACACAUUUCCAGUUCAAUAGCUUGAACUUUUUUAUCUGUCGAGGUUUCAUUUAACAAUCAACUUUUUAUGUUGAUUCAUUUAAUUGAUAAAAAAUAAAGGGUUUUAACCUUGUCUUGAAUGAAAUAUGUUCAUACACAUUUGUUAAUUGAUAUUGUCAAUACAAGGUAUUUAUUUAUAUAUUGUAUAAAUUUAUGUGUUUGUGAUAAUUAACUGUUGUAAUCAAUUAUUGAAGUGCCUUAUUCUCCUAUGUAUAAUUUGUCCCUGUCUUGUUAUUAAGUUAUGUGUAUUAUUACAUGAUAUGACAUUAUGAGUCUUUACAUUAAUUUACAUCUUCAUAACUUAUUGGCCAUUUGUAUGAUUAACUAAUGUAAAUAAACAAUAAAAUGUUCAAACUUUUA
This is a messenger RNA of Ruditapes philippinarum (Manila clam), 2608 nucleotides long. RefSeq names its product blood vessel epicardial substance-A-like. The record is from RefSeq and is a predicted model, not a curated record. Gene Ontology annotation, cellular component: sarcolemma. The coding region runs from base 712 to 1605 and encodes 297 amino acids. The transcript is spliced from 5 exons. Gene Ontology annotation, molecular function: cAMP binding. Lineage: Eukaryota; Metazoa; Mollusca; Bivalvia; Venerida; Veneridae.